Messenger RNA from Caenorhabditis remanei, 390 nucleotides. RefSeq lists its product as uncharacterized. NCBI's taxonomy places the organism in Eukaryota, Metazoa, Nematoda, Chromadorea, Rhabditida, Rhabditidae. The record is from RefSeq and is a predicted model, not a curated record. The transcript is spliced from 2 exons. The coding region runs from base 1 to 390 and encodes 129 amino acids.
AUGCAUCUUCUUCAUAUUGUUCUGCUGUUUGCCUUGCUUACUAUUCUGGAGUCAUGCAAUUACAAAGCUCAAGUCAGAUCCGAAACGGAUCGCGACAUUUGGGCACAAUUCACAUUCUAUAAUAAGUCCGAGUCUGAAAUUUUCAAGUUCUCAAAAUACGGAGAGACCAAGAACUUUACGUUUACUGGAACAAUGUGUAAUCUAGCACCAACUAUAUUGAAGUCUUGGGAAACGUUCCCCAAAAAAGGUAUCAAUCCAGUCGGCCAGACAUCAGCACAUUUGGAAGGUAUGGGGACCAUUUACUACAAAAUCUUCCCAAAACAAGGACCAGCAGCUAUCAGAGCCGAAGGAAUGCUCUGUUCGUGGGGACAGUGUCGUCUAGGAAAAUGA